UUAGGCGUACAGUAUGCAGUUAGACGGCAAUCGGGUUAGCAGACAUAUAAACUGAUACAAUUUAAAACAGUGGAUGAAAAAUACGACAGAAUGGAUACUAAACUUAAACUUAUUAUUAUGAUAGUACUUGUUAGUGUCGGUGUUUGUCUCGCUGUGGUAAUGGCUCUGCUUUUAACCAUGCCGGAAUUACCAACAACUAUCGGAAAGAAUCAAAUAUGUCUACCGAAUAAGGAUAGCGAUCCUAAGUGUGGCCCAACGGCAGAUAUGCUUCACGAGUAUUUAGAGAUGAUAGUUGCGAAGAAAUAUGGCGAAAUCAAAACAGAAAAGCAAAGGAUAAAACAACAGAAGUGUCAAGAGGCAAAGGCCGCAUGUGCGAAAAUGACACCAGCCGUAAAACUCACUGGGAAACCGCAGACUUCGAUUAACAAAUAUGACAUGGGUGCUGACAUGGUACCAAUAAGAGAAUGGCAGCAUAGCAGAGAUUUGCAUAGAACCAAUGAAUUUGAAAGAUACGCCAUUCAGUACUCAGACGGCCGCUUGAUUGCUCCUGUUGACGGCACAUAUUUUAUCCAUUCAUUCGUGGAGUUGUUUGAGCCAUGUGAUCCUUCGACUGGAAAGCCAAAUAUCAAAGAUCCUACAAAGCCUAUCAAACACAGCAUCUUCAAACUUAGCAUACAUGAUAAAGAGGAAAUGGAGCUAGUUGCAGAUGUCCAACCACAUAUGGUGUCAAGCAACAAACACUUUAACUAUUAUAGCAGCUAUGUCUCUUCACUUGCAGAUCUUAAAGCUGGUGAUGAGCUUUCUGUAAAAGUCAGCAAUAUAACAUAUCUUAAAUACGCACGAAAUAAUUAUUUUGGGAUGAACUUUAUUUAGUAGCAUAGACCUAUCUAUGUUUUUCUUCCUUACCGUGGGGGAGCACGUGCACGUCGUGGUGAGGGCACUGAUUGUCGUUGCUUGAAUGAGAUACUCUACUAAGCAGCGAUAAUCAGACGAAGAUCCCCUGUUUUAUAUCUUUUAUAUUAAGGUAGCGGACCCGUAAUGACGGUUUGCCAUUUCCGUGCAAUAACAUAUUCUACGUUUGCGACUUUGGUAUCUUUCGACUAUAACAGAAAGCUACUUUUCGUUACAACUAGAUACGCCAAAAUCGCAAACAGAGAAUACGUACUGGAACGGAAAAUGUCAAUUGUCAUUUCAGGUCCACGACCUUAAUCAGUCAUUUGUAACUAAUAAAUUGUGUUUUGUACUUACUUUUUGUUCAAUGAUAUGUACUUGUUUUGUCUUUGUUUCUUAACUUUUUGAAAAGCAAGCAACUAGAGAAAAACAACACACUUUAUAAACUAUUAACAUAGAAGAGAAAAUGUACGACUGUCUCUAAUUCAGAAAAUCGUAAAUUAAAAACAAAUACCGUAUAACGGUAUUUUUUUUUACCUGCAGCUUAUUUUUACUAUUUUACGACCAAAUCAGAUUCGUAAAAACUGGCCUUGUAUAAAUUCGCCGCGAAAGUCAAGUAAACGGGUAACAUUAACAGUUUUCGAUUAUAUACGCUUUGAUAUACGGUAAAUGGGAUACAAUUUCGACGAUUUGUUAAAUGCCGUUCCAUCGUACUGUUAUAUUUCUGUUGACUAUACGAGAAAAGACAAAAUAAUGAAAAAAAAAAAACAAAAGAACUUGAAAAUUUGGACUAAUAAAAUGCCUCUUGAACUUAAUUGAUAUUUUCGAAUUAGGAAUCAAUAGAGUAAUUAUGUUUAUAUUACAGAAAUACAUUUUCCCACGUUUUACAAACCAUAAUUUAUCAUGACUGAUACUUAUUUUUGAUGUUUUUUACGUGGGAUGGUAAUUAUAAGUAGUUUGAUAAGGUGUUGGGGAUUCUUUAAAGGUGUUAACAGCAUUAAAGACCUUUUCAAUACAUCAGUACAUAUAUAUAUACAUGUACUUGUUAACAAUUGAUUUUACUCUUUUUGCAGGUUCCUACCGGAACUAGAUUUGGCUUUAUUCAAACUUAUUUGCAUAUCUUCAUGUAGUAUUGUAUAAUACCUUUGGUGAAAUAAAGUUACCUGUCUGUCUGUCUGUCAAAAAUAUCCUAAACAUGUGCCUGUUACGUAGCAUUUUGUCUAUUCUAUUGCUAUGCUGAGCAAUUUAAUGAGCUAUAUUUAACUGAACCUUGUGAUUUCGUAAAUAUUAAAAACGUAUACUUUCAAUCCAUUAUUUAUGAAAUCGUAUUAUAUUUUUUUUGAAUAUCAAGAACUAUCUUUGAAGUUGCAAUGUCCAAAGCGUAAAGAUCAAUAUUAUCGUACUGAAAUUCAGUUUAAAGUGUUGAUGAUUUUAUGUUGAUUGCUUAUUGUUUUAUUUUAAACUAGAUGUAAUACAGAUAUGUUUUUACUGUCAGCCCAGAGGCAGAAUAACUGGGUUCGGUAUCAUGUUAAAUGUCUACCAGAAACCAGGAAAGAGGUUUAAUACAAAAUUUUAGCUUACUCCGCCAUCCUAUCACAUUAAUAUAUGUUUGUAUGAAAUGCAUAUUUGGAAAAAUAAAUAUUGUUUGAACCAAG
Molecule: messenger RNA, 2546 nt
Organism: Mercenaria mercenaria
Lineage: Eukaryota; Metazoa; Mollusca; Bivalvia; Venerida; Veneridae
Exons: 3
Coding region: 91-873 (260 amino acids)
Biological process (GO): immune response
Cellular component (GO): membrane
Molecular function (GO): tumor necrosis factor receptor binding
Source: RefSeq, a predicted model, not a curated record